AUUAGUGUGCGACAGAAAAGCAGGCCUGUCUCGUAUCUUAUUUGAUGGAGAUGGGUGAGUCGCUGUUGUACACAAACUUUGCGAGCAGGUACCUCCAAACUUAAUCAACGUUUUGCGUGCGACCAUCGGCCCAGCGUAAUAUUCGGUCGUUUGUCGGCAAACGCUUAUUCCUGGCCGUUUUUUUGCAGCUUCAACGUUAGCAGGCUAACGUUAGCUGGGCCCGUCAGAGUUGUUGACCAGCUCGAUAAAACAGCUGCAUAACGAUGCGGCCGUGAGUGUGGAUUUUUCACGCACUGCUUCAAAGCAUUCCAGUAAAAUAAUCACCGAAAUAAAGCAGUUUGUGUGAGGUUUGGGAGGGUUUAUAAAGCAUUUAGCAGAAGACAUUAGCUCGGUAGCUAAGUGCGCAAAAGCAUGACGUCCAGGAGGACAGGCGCUUACACAGGCGGCAUGGACGGCAGCUCGGCCCACAGUGGAAAUCGCAAACAGAAUAUCGUUAACAUUUCCGACAGCUACGAGCGGAAGGCAGAAAAAACUGGAUACGGAGCGAACAUGACUGUGACGUCCUUGAAGUCCCGCCUGGCGCCGACCAUCCAGACUGCCAUGUCCGCCGCGGUGGACACACUGCUGGGGGAAGUGGUGCUUGUCCUCAACGAGAGUCAGCAGGAGCUGCUGCAUAAAGAGCAGGAGAACGAACGGCUUAAAGUGCGCCUGGAAGUGUCGGAGAGGGAGCUGAAGACGUUACAGCAAUGCCUGUGCAGCGCUCAGAAGCUUAUAGAUCAGCUUCAGAUCUCAUACGCAGGAACUCAGUCUGUGGGUCAGUCUGUUUUCUCGCCUUCGCAGUCUUCCAUGGCUUCCAUCACCUCAGGCAUGGAUCGGGACCACCAAAAUUCUAGAAAUGGUGUUGAGGUGGGUCUUGGUGACUCUGUGGAUGAGUCCCUUCAUGGGUUUGAGGCAAGACAAGACUACAAGAUGUGCCAACUUUCGAUCCAACCUGAUGGCUCUGUGACCAAUCACCCUGUUGAUUCCUUUGCACCAAACACCUCGCAUAUGUGUUCCAGUUCCAACAGAUCAGAUGACAGACAGUCUCAGGGACCUGGUGGAGUAUCCAGAUUUGAGAUCAAAGAGGAGCAAAUUUCAGGCUCACUUCAGCCCGGCCGGAAAGAGUCUGGUUUGGGGAAUGAUGGCGGAGUUGGUGAUGAUGACCGUUCAUCCCACAACGUUGGUGAUCUUGGCUAUGUUCAAGUUGGAGGAGAGGGAAGUUCCCAGCGUAACUAUGCUCAACCUCUGCAUCACCAAAGACCUGUGCAGGAAUGCGCUGGCACCCUGCCACAUGGUAGACCUGAUGGACAGAAACCAGUGACCAGGGCAUCUGGCAUUUCAAGAGGAGGCAGCGUUUCUCCUGGCAGAGCAGAAGACUUGGCAGGGCCUUCAGCCCCUGGCACAACAGUGGAGCCCUCUGGAGAUCGGCCCCAUCAUUGUCUGGAGUGUGGCAAGACCUUCCGCCUGAUCUCCAGCUUGAAGAAGCACAUCCGCAUCCACACUGGAGAGAAACCCUACCCGUGCGGGGUCUGUGGACGCCGUUUCCGUGAGUCAGGGGCCCUUAAAACCCACUUGCGUAUUCACACAGGUGAGAAACCAUACUCUUGUUCAGAGUGUGGCAACUGUUUCCGCCACUUGGACGGGUUGCGCAAACACAGGCGCACUCACACAGGUGAGAAACCUUAUGUUUGUGCCAUAUGUGGGAAGCGUCUAAGCCGCCUUCAGCACCUCAAGCACCACCAGCUGAUUCACACUGGAGAGAGGCCGUGCUGCUGCCCUUUCUGCAACCGCACAUUCAAAGAGCCUGCAGCACUAAGGAAGCAUGUCCGUACACACCAGGAGGAAGGUGGUCACAUGGGAAUGGGUGCCAACGAUGACACGGACCCAGAUGCCAUAGAUGACAUUAACAAUCUUCACCCCGCGGCUCCCUCCCCACAGAUGAGGUUUGGAGAGUGGGGUCCUGAGGAGGAUGAGAGCGCAGUUACAGACUGUGUGUAGGUUAUAUUUAAGUACUACAGUUAAUAAUGGAACACUAAAAAUGUAUUUGUGUAGUUUGUAAAGUCAUCCUUGUUCCAUUUAACAAUUGGCUGCAUGAAACCUCUGCUGUGAGUUUUUAGUUGGGACAUUUUCAAGUUUCUGGACAUUAUCCUGAAUUCACAUAUUGAUGGUACAAAAAAAGCCAUACUGGACAUUCACAUUUGUCUGUCACAGUGGACUGUAGAUGAUGAUGGUGAGACUUGGCCAUUUUACAGUGUCAACAAGACUGCCAGUAAUUUACAUAAUUGCAAAACAUAACAGCAAUUUAGCAUUUAUACAGAUUGAUAUAUUAAAAUGGGAAGCUUUGGCUGUUGUUAAAAGCUUAUUUUCUCUGUAAUAUACCAUUUUUUUAAGCCACCUCUAUGUGUUUGCAUUAAAAUAGUCAUUAAAUGUUAUUAUCUGGUUGUUCUUGCCCACAUUGAAAACGAUAAAAUGCCCGGGUUUUCUGCCUGUCACAUUCCGCUAACGUGUGAAUGCAACAUAAUAUGUAAGACUGAUGUCAAACACAGAGCAGCGGCAGUUGUGUACGGGUAGUUUUUUGCACCAGGUCUUUUAAAUUGCUUACAGUACUUGCUUACACUCAUCUUCAAUUGCUUAUCCAAGAUCGGGUCGUGGGGGGCUUGAGCCUAUCCCAGCAGGCAUAGGUC
Molecule: messenger RNA, 2723 nt
Organism: Thalassophryne amazonica
Lineage: Eukaryota; Metazoa; Chordata; Actinopteri; Batrachoidiformes; Batrachoididae
Product: zinc finger protein with KRAB and SCAN domains 8
Exons: 2
Coding region: 412-2037 (541 amino acids)
Biological process (GO): regulation of transcription by RNA polymerase II
Molecular function (GO): DNA-binding transcription factor activity; RNA polymerase II cis-regulatory region sequence-specific DNA binding
Source: RefSeq, a predicted model, not a curated record